This is a messenger RNA of Zingiber officinale, 2096 nucleotides long. Its product is annotated as clathrin interactor EPSIN 1-like. Gene Ontology annotation, molecular function: phospholipid binding; clathrin binding. Gene Ontology annotation, cellular component: plasma membrane; endosome; clathrin vesicle coat. Gene Ontology annotation, biological process: endocytosis. The record is from RefSeq and is a predicted model, not a curated record. NCBI's taxonomy places the organism in Eukaryota, Viridiplantae, Streptophyta, Magnoliopsida, Zingiberales, Zingiberaceae. The transcript has 12 exons. Bases 155 to 1885 code for a protein of 576 amino acids.
AACCACGAAAUCAGACAUAAAUAAAUAAAAAAUAAUUAACAUUCUCUCUCUCUCUGCGCUGCGACUCCGGCCAACCUUCGCCGCGAUCGCCGGCCCUUCCUCCUCCCCUUGAAACGGCCUCAGAUCGAGAUCUCUUUCUUCGACUGCUCCGACCAUGGAUUUCAUGAAGGUCCUUGAUCAAACGGUUCGAGAGAUAAAAAGGGAGGUCAAUCUAAAAGUUCUCAAGGUUCCCGAGAUCGAACAGAAGGUUCUUGACGCUACCAAUGAUGAAGCUUGGGGUCCCCAUGGGACUGCUUUAUCAGAGAUUGCUCAUGCGACAAAAAAAUUCAGCGAGUGUCAGAUGAUUAUGGGUGUGCUCUGGGCAAGGCUGACUGAUACAGGACCUAACUGGCGCCAUGUUUAUAAGGCACUUACUGUGAUUGAGUACUUGUUAGCCAAUGGAUCAGAACGAGCAGUUGAUGACAUUCUCGAGCAUACUUUUCAAAUUUCUGCACUUUCGAGUUUUGAGUAUGCUGAGCCUAAUGGGAAGGAUGUUGGAAUCAAUGUACGGAAGAAAGUUGAAACUAUAUUAGCUGUAAUGAAUGACAGGGAAAAGAUACAAGCAGUAAGAGACAAAGCUGCAGCAAAUCGAGAUAAGUAUGUUGGCUUGUCGUCGAAAGGAAUAUCCUAUAAAUCGAGUUCAGCCUCGUAUAGUAGUAGCAGCUAUGGAAGUGGUUACGGAAGUAGUUCUAAGGAAGUUGACUCCUUUAAAGAUAGUUAUAAAGAGGGAGAAAAUGCAAAAGAAAGUAAGUGGAAGAAUGAUAAGAAAGAUGGUCAAAAUUUAGAAGCUGGUUUUGAAAAAGAAGGGAGCAAAUCGAAGAAGCAGAUUCCACAUCAUGCUAGAAACCAAGAUUCUCCCUCAUCAAAUCCUUUAAAGAUAUCAAUCAAGUCAGCUUCAAUUUCAUCUUCUGAAAGCACCAAUGCCAAAUCCAAAAAUGAGGAUGAUUUUGAUGACUUUGAUCCACGUGGAUCUUCUUCGGCUGGACCUACUUCUGCAAGGGCUAACCAAAUGGAUUUAUUUGGAGAAAGCUUAUUGGGUGACCUCAUGGAUUCAUCACCAUCUGUCCCACCAACAGCUCCAGUUGAUAAUACUGCAAACCAUGAGGUUGAUCUCUUUGCUGAUGCAACUUUUCAAUCGGCCUCACAUGGAGAAGCAAAAUCAGCUUCUCAUGCUCAGGGAAGUGAUCUUUUUGCCAGUCAGCAAACUGUUCCUGUUGCAUUUGAUGCAACUGUAGACCUUUUUGCUGCACCAGGCCCAACCUUGCCUUCAGAAACCAAGUCUCCUGAGCAACCCAAUACUAAAAGCUUUGAUCCCUUUGCUGCAAUUCCAAUUAAUAAUUUCAAUAACUCUGAUCCAUUUGGAACUUUUGCUUCUCAUGCUGAACCAGUAGCUAUGCAAAGUUCACAGAGUUCUCCUAACAGCAUCAAGAACAAUCUAGAUGAGGACUCAAUCUUUGGUGACUUUACUUCUCACAAUGAACAAACAACUAGAGAACCUUCAAAGAGCAGCAUCAGCAGCCUGAAAACUCCUCCAGCAUCAUUGGCAUCCACUGCUAGGAAGGACAAUUUUCAGGUCAAAUCUGGCGUGUGGUCUGACUGCCUAAGCCGUGGACUGAUUGAUCUGAACAUAUCUGCUCCCAAAAAAGUAAACUUAGCAGACAUUGGCAUCGUGGGAGGGCUCGAAGAAGCAUUUGCAGAAAAAGAAAAGACUCUACCAGCCGCCGCAUUUAUUGGAAGGGGUAUGAGUUCGAGUUCAGGGCUUGAUUGGUCUGGAUUUUCAACAGCAACCAGCGCAAGUGGUAGCAAGUCGACAUCUGUGCAACACCAAUUUGGAGGUUUCAAGUGAUUGUAUUCCAACUUAUAUCGGUUUUCUUAUUUGUGCUUGAAAUGUUGCCCAUGUGAGUAUCAAGAUUGUUUAGUCGCAUUGUAUUUCCAUUUAAUUCCUAUUGAGCCCAACUCUGUGCUACUUGUUCUUAGUUUGAUGGUCAUGUGCUUAUCCCAGACCCAAAAUUAACACAGCAACUAACGCUGAUAGCUGAUGCUGUGGUUCAGUUCAA